GGCGCUUUCUGCAGCAGCAUGCAUGCAUGUCCAUGGACGUCAUUUGAUUUUAAUGGCCUGAAGGAAAUUUGGCGUUACAACUCCAGACAUUAAGGCAGGAGAGGGAGAAGCAGAGAGAGAGAGAAAGAGUGAAUGGGGGAGAGAAGGAACACUGAAAGAUAUUUGUUCAAGGAUAUCUCUUCAUUUUUACAUUUUUAACCUGAGACUUCAUCAACAAGUUGUGUGCUGCCUGAGUGAAGGACUAUGGCUGCUUGCGUGGUUUUAAACUUUCUAUUCAGGCUGGAGAUGAAGAUGCAUUCCUGCUAGCUGGACUGCUUGGGGACCUAUUACAUCAGACGAAAUGACAAUAAUUAAAAUCUGCUAAAUCUGAAUCUGACACUUCCCUGUUUGGAUUCCUGCCCCCUCCAAAUCACAACUUCAUGUCGCUCCACUUUUUCCGUUUGAAAAAGAGAAGUUUUUCUAUCUGUGAAGUCACAAUUUGAGGAAUAGUGUGGUAUGACGUUCUCUUCCUUGAGAAAAUUGCCCAGGCGAGAGAUUGGAGUUGAGCUAAUUGUAGCCUAAUCCCCGGCCCAGAGGCGCUCGGGCAGCCCGGAGCGAGAAUUUUCUUUUUUAGCUCCGCUCUGUUAUUUAGAGAAGGAUUAUUGGCUUUCUUUCCUCUCAUAACAAACCACAGGGGCAGUUUUCAUUUAGGCAAAGAAAAAAAAGACAGUCAAGAGGCAGGGGGAAAAACGGGAGAGGGAUUCCAACAAGAGCGCACAUUUUUUACGCGUAUCCGAAUAAGAGCGGAGAAGGGGGGAAGGAGAUCAUCUCAUCUAUGUACAAGGAGGGAAGAAGCAUGUCACGGCUGUCUCUGACCCGGUCCCCGGUCUCUCCCCUGGCCGCUCAGGGGAUCCCUCUGCCGGCUCAGCUGACCAAGGCGAACGCCCCAGUGCACAUCGACGUCGGCGGACACAUGUACACCAGUAGCCUGGCGACCCUGACCAAGUACCCAGACUCCAGAAUCAGUCGCCUGUUCAAUGGCACCGAGCCCAUCGUGUUGGACAGCUUGAAGCAGCACUACUUCAUAGAUCGGGACGGCGAGAUAUUCCGGUACAUUCUCAGUUUUCUGAGGACCAGCAAGCUGCUCCUUCCAGAGGACUUCAAGGACUUCCACCUGCUGUACGAGGAGGCGCGUUAUUACCAACUGACACCCAUGAUCAAAGAGCUGGAGCGCUGGAAGCAGGACCGCGAACAGCGGCGGAUGGCACAGCCCUGCGACUGCCUUGUGGUCCGGGUCACACCAGACCUUGGUGAGAGGAUCGCCCUGAGUGGGGAGAAGGUCCUUAUAGAGGAGAUCUUCCCUGAGACUGGGGACGUUAUGUGUAACUCUGUCAAUGCUGGCUGGAACCAGGACCCGACGCAUGUCAUCCGCUUUCCCCUCAACGGCUACUGCAGGCUCAACUCCGUCCAGGUUCUGGAGCGUCUUUUCCAGAAGGGCUUCAGUGUGGCAGCAUCAUGUGGAGGCGGAGUGGACUCAUCCCAGUUCAGCGAGUACGUGUUGUGUCGCGAGGACCGGCGAAGUCUCUCAAUCAACACCCCUAUCAGGAUAAAACAGGAACCCCUGGACUAGAGAUAUUUUUGAGGGAAGAAGGACUGACAACAAACCCUCCCCUCCUCCUCUUCCUCCUCCAUCUUUUCACACCGUCCCCAUCUCACUGUCACCUUCCCCCUUUCUGCCCCAGCUGGACCACAGCCUCCACUCCAAGAGCAUACCUGAGUGUUAGCUGAGGCUUGAAACCUCACCAGCUCUGCUGAACUCCAUGGGGAAUGUAGGACCAAACAGAGGAGGAAAGCAUCAGCAACAAAAGUUUUUCAUUAUGUUUGAAAAAAUACCCAAAGAAUCUGUUGGACCGUUGGGUGCUUUUGGCAUCUCACAGCUCUCUGUUUUUAGCACAGAUUUACAGACUGGUUUUCCCACAACUACUUAAGAAAACAUUGUACAGCAAUCUGCACCAUCUCCGUCAUCCAGUUCUGUUUGUGUGGGACCAGUGUCCUCUCUGACUGGUGACACAAGGGGCCUGCUGUGGUCCAGAAAAGCUUCGGCAGACAGGAUGUUUUUAAGGAUGAUAAGAUAAGGAGGCCCCCAAACUCUGUGACCCCGUUAAACCCCCGUUAAACCUCAGCAGACUCAGCAUUGUUUGUUAAACCGUUUCUCGCUCGCUUUGCUGUUUUUAUCAUGACAUGGUGUAAACAAUUAUUAUUAAUAGGAUUAUUUUUAAUGUCUCUUCUCCCCCCCUUUCUCCAAAAUGAAGGAUGUACGAACAUUGUAUUCAUUAGGCUUCGAGAGCUUGCAAGGGACCGUUUCUUGGCAAAGGCUGCAGCAAUUCAGAUGUCUGCAGGCUAUGUGGCAAAAGCAAUCUGACUGGCAAGGAAAUCGGAGCCAGAAAAAGUCCCAUUGUUCAAACAGGAAUGGAAGAAAACCUUGAUGUUUCUACAUUGUUUAUAGUCAAAUGUGUUGCACACAUAAAAAAAGAAAGCAGCUCUAAAAUUUCUCCUUGGUAGCUCUAAAACAGACAGUGCCGUGAAAAAGCCCCUUUAUUGUCAAACAUACUGUUUCAGAUAAUCAAACAAGUUUCAAUAUGAGACAAAAAUAACCGGAGUAAAUGCAGAAGACAGUUUUCAAAUGGUGAUUUUAUUCAUUAGGGGCAAGAAAGCUACACAAAACAAGCAAUUAACCAUUUUUUUUUUGGUUCUCUUUCACCAGCUACACCCAGGCCUGAUUACUGGCAGGCCUGUUGAAUCAAGAGAACCUGUCUGACGAUAUGAAGUAGGCUAAAAGAUCUUAUAAAAGCAACACAUCACACCUUGAUUUAAAAAAAAUUCAAGAACAGAUGAGAAACAAGGUCAAUAACUUCUAUCACUCUGGGAAGGGUUACACAGCUAUUUCUAAGGUUUUAGGACUCCAGUGAACCACAGUGAGUAAUCAUUCAGAAAUGAAGAAAACAUGGUACAGUGGUGAACCUUAGGAGUGGCUGGUCUACCAAAAUUACUUUAAAAGCCAAUCAACAACUCAUCCUGUAAGUCAGAAAAGAUCAGAAACAACAUCUGAAGCACUGCAGAUCUCACUUGAAUCAGUCUUCAAAAUUUAACAAUAAGAAAGGCUGGACAAAAAUUGCAUACAUGGGAGAGUUAUAAGGAGAAAAUCAUUGUUGACCAAAACAACACAAAGACCCAUCUUACAUUUGUCAAAAACCAUCUUGAUCCCCAAGAUUGUAUGGAAAAUAUGGAAUAUGGAACAUUAUACCUACAGUCACACAUGUUGGUGUGCAAUGGUCAAGAGUGAAAAAAUUUGUAGAACUUUGAUGGACCCAUAAUUUCUGUUCAUUAGCAGAAGUCCUGAAGGAGAAAGUUCAGCCAUUAAGCUAAUGUGCUCUCAGGUUUUUCCGCAGAACAGUGAUCCAAAGCACAAAUAAAAUUCCCCCUCUGAAUGGCUCAAUAAAAAAGGUUUUGGAGUGGCCUAGUCAAAGUCCCGAUUGAGAUGCUGUAGCAUGGCUGUUAACAGCCUGUUCAUACCCAAAACCCUCCAUUGUGGCUGAAUUAAAAUAAUUCUGUAAUGAAGAAAAUCCUCCGUGGUGAUGUUAAAGACUCAGGGAGGUACCACCAGUAAUUACAUUUAGGGGUAACAGCUUAUUCACACAAUACCAGAAGUAGCACUAAAUGCAAAAACUGCUUUUUGCAUUUAGUGCUAUCUGUUUAAAACUACUUUGCUGAACUGAAACACAAAAACUGACAAAAAAGAAAAAAGAGAAGACAUUUGUAAGGGGGUAAAUACUUUUUCACAGCGAUACAUCUCUGACUGGAUUGUCUCGUGUUUAAGUUUUUGAGCUUUUAUAUUUAAAAUUCAGGAGAAAAAAAAGUAGUUGAGUUUCGAAUGUGAAACAACUGAGAACCUGCGAAAGCUGACGUUUACCAGUGCGUCUCGUGAUCAGCAGGAGAUGUACUUUAAAUGUUUGUUUGCACUUGAACAUUUUUACCCCACUCCAGAGGAAUCGGUUGAGACCAGCAGGCAGCAUCAAGCCAAGCUGUUUCACAUUGAGGUGGAUGGUGGGAUUAAAGUACUGAAAAACAUGGAGAAAAAUUAAGCAAAUGGAGGAAACUGUGCCGGUUUUGUUGAUUGUAGAAGCAAAGUAAAGACUUUCUUUGAGCCACGUUGCAUUAUUUAAAACCGUAUGAAGAAUGCAAACAUUUGAUCCUCUAAGUCCUGACAGUUCUGUUGAGAAGCCCGUGUUUGAAUAUUGUCUCUUCUGAGUCCAGAUAACUUUAGAGAUUGUUCACAUAUUACAUAAAGCAGAACUGAAACUUCAACUGCACUCCCAGCAUCAGUGUGUUGUUCACAAGGAGGCAAGUUGGCGGCGUUUUGGUCAGUCCUGCUCUUUUUCUUUUGCUCUGAUUCUCCGCCUGUCUUAGAUCAAAGUCAGAAGCAAGAAAGUUUUCAUGCUUUUUAUUUGUGUAUAACUUAACCAUGCUGUUUCUUCAAUAACAAAAGCCUGAGUUAAAACAAAAAAAGCAGCUUGCUCUAAACUUCAUUGGUGCUGGCAUUUACUUGAUUUAAAUUUAGCUUGUGUUUCUCGUUGUUCAUUAAACUUGGACUCUGCUGUCCGAACAGGAGAAGGGAGUGGACGAAGUUUCUCACAAAAACGUUUUUUGUUCUGAUUUGUUCCUUUUGGAUCCAGUUGCCUCAAAAGGAAUGGUCAACCAUGUUUUUUUCAAGUGAAGAUGCUUGUUGGGCCCUCUCGCAGAGCUCCCCCAGCUCCCUCCUGCCUCCCCAUUUACAAAAUGCCCUUCUACGCCGGACCACACCGCAACAAGCCAAAUAGACUGAUGAGUCAAAACACAAGCUGGCUCAGAACAUGCCAGGCAACUCUACUCUGCAGCUGACCUUAACGCACUUUGAUUGAAACUGAUUUGUGCUUCUGUGAAAUAAGACCGAAAGCAACUCUCAUUAUUCUUUGGGAGCUAAAAUAUCUGAAUUUAAAAAGAAGAUACUAACCUUUCGACAUCUCGACAGAUUUGGAACAACUCAACAGGACUGGAAAUUUUUAGGACACUUGUCGGUGCUUUUCAGAUGAGGCACUAGUUCAUUUCAGGCGGUCCACUUGGCUUUCACCCCUCCUCUGAGGCGGUUCAGUUUGUACAGUUACUGUGUAUUGAAUUAUCAGGACUCAUAGGCUUUAUGGGACCUUCAUGUUGUUGAGAGAUCUCAAAUCCACUUCUCAGUAAAGAAUGAAAAGAAAAUUCUGAACAUUACAUUGUGUACAUAUGGAUUAAAAAAACACAUUUCAAAGCGUAUAAUAAGGUGCAAAUGUAUAUUAUUUAAAGUGUUUAAAACAAUUAGACUGUGGUAUUAAAGGGCAUGUGUUCAUUUACAGUGUCUCCAUUUGACUUUUCUUGCAUAUUUGCGAUAAUAAAAGGAUGUACUGUAUAAAUUAA
Molecule: messenger RNA, 5469 nt
Organism: Girardinichthys multiradiatus
Lineage: Eukaryota; Metazoa; Chordata; Actinopteri; Cyprinodontiformes; Goodeidae
Product: BTB/POZ domain-containing protein kctd15
Exons: 5
Coding region: 815-1609 (264 amino acids)
Biological process (GO): protein homooligomerization
Molecular function (GO): protein binding
Source: RefSeq, a predicted model, not a curated record